Messenger RNA from Sordaria macrospora k-hell, 318 nucleotides. RefSeq lists its product as uncharacterized. Lineage: Eukaryota; Fungi; Ascomycota; Sordariomycetes; Sordariales; Sordariaceae. The record is from RefSeq and is a predicted model, not a curated record.
AUGGCAGACGUCGACCCCGGGACACGCCUUGAAACCCUGAUUCUCCGCCGCAAGUAUGAUCCCAAGAGUCAAGAGGAGAAGGAAGUCAAGGUUCAAAGCCUCAAAUCCGAUGCGCUCUCCGAGGAACAGCGCAAAGAACUCGAACAUUCCCUCGUCAUCCGUCAAGUCUACGAUCCAAAUGGCCAGCACCAAAAGACUAUCCUCAAUGUCAACUCCCCCUUCAUUCUCCGCGCAUUCCGAGAUGUCAUCAAGUCCCAUCCCGUUAUUCCUCCACCUUCGAGGAACCCUUCGAGCUCGAAAGUCCAUUCCAGAUGCUGA